Molecule: messenger RNA, 1968 nt
Organism: Aspergillus chevalieri
Lineage: Eukaryota; Fungi; Ascomycota; Eurotiomycetes; Eurotiales; Aspergillaceae
Exons: 2
Coding region: 1-1968 (655 amino acids)
Source: RefSeq, a predicted model, not a curated record
AUGGCGGUCCGCCGUUCCGCUCGCUUACGCGCCAGGUCAUCCGAGGAACCUGAGCCUCAGACCGAACCUGUUCCUCAAAUUUACAAAAACGAAAACGCGACCAACAACGAGACGAAACUACCUCCAGUCAUGGAACACGACGAACCCCAACCCCCAGAACCCGUCCAAAAGACGCCAGUUCGCAACUCUACCGUGAAUGAAACACCAAACAAAACACCCAAGUCCGAAAAGAAGCCUAGCGAACACAAAACUCCCACGAGCACCGCCGCCACGCGCCCCCCGAUGGGCGAAAUGCAUCCAAGCAAGGUGCACCAAAGCACAACCAAGAAGGUCGACUCCGGAUUAAUCCUUGGCUUCAACCCCGUGAAGAAAGACGCGAAUGGAAAGGUUGUCAAGGAUACUGUUGUCGAGAAUACUCCUACCAAAGCCAAGGCUUCUCCGGCUAGCCAGUACGGCACGCCCGGAUUCGAGUUCAAGUUUGCGUGUCAAGAGUCCGAGCUCAGUGAUGAGGCGAAGAAGCUUAUGGAGAGUGUGCGUGAGGAUGUCGCGAGGAUCAAGGCGCAGAUGAUACAGGACAAGCAAGCGCAGGAGCAGUCUGGAGACAACACGCAUGAGGGCGAUAGGAGGAUCGCGCAGCCAAAGGGCAGAGCGGGUCGGUACGAUGAUGCUCACAUGGCUGAGUUUAAGAAGAUGGAUUCUAUUGCUGGACAUGCGUCUGCGUUUAGAGCUGCGCCUGGUCGUUUCAAGCCGGUGGAUGCUACUAAGACCCUGAAGAGGACCAAGUCCAAGGCGCGCCUUGAUGAGUCUGAGAGUCAGAACAACUCGCCUUCAAAGGCUACGCCGUCGAAAGCUACGCUUUGCAAGCCUUCGCCUGCUCCUGCGGCUGGUGCGAAGCGUGUCAAGCAUGAUAGGACUGAUGAUGCUUCUACUCGUCGCCCAUCCAAGGAGGAUGCCCCGGCCACUACUGCACCUGCCACUACUCCUAGACGCACUAUCGAUCCCUUGCGACGCCGUACCGCUGUCCGCGGCUCUUUGAUGACCCCCACCAGAUCUUCGAUGGCUCGUGCAUCAUCUGCUAGCGUCAAGCCGCCCAAGAAGCCAUCGAUGAUCCCGGGACCAACGCAGUCUCCCGUCAGCAAACCUCUUGCUGCCCCGCGUACUCCUCAGACUGAGUUCAACCCGCGCCUCAAGACCAACCUGCCCAGCUUCGCCAAUCUCAAGUCAAUCCUCCGUCGUCGUGAACCUUUGUUCUCGAAAGACCCCGCCAAGAUCGCUGCUGGAACGCACUCUGCGGCGCCGGACUUUACUCCCGAUCUCCUGUUCAGCGGUAUCCACGGCGAGGGUGACAAGGAGGAUGUUGCACAGACGCCUUCGCCCAAGAAACGCGUCGGCUUCUCGCCCAGCGUCAAAUCUCCAAACGACCUGCCUCCCGCCUCGCCAUCCCCGUCUAAAAUCCCUACAUCCACACGUCCCGCUUCGGACAUCACCUAUCCUACGCUUCCUGCCCUGACUCCAGAAAAGGCCGCCACUUCAAACCCCGGCACGCCCUCAAUCCGUCACGUCCGCCCCUCAACUGUCACCGAAGACAAGUCCCUGAUCCCAGAAGUCCCGGGCGUAAUGCACGGCAUCAACAACAAAAAGCGCCACCGUGUGGAACCCGACGAGGCAGACACCGAGAACGUCCCUCCAGCCGACUCAACCACAAACGCCAACGCGUCCGACGAACGCAGCGCAAAGCGCGUCAAACCCAACACCCCCGUCAAACGCCAUCAACCGCCGACACCUAGCCCUGUCAAGGCCCCCGCGGGUACGCCUUUGCGCUCUGCCAGCAAGGUUAGCCGUCCCAGCGGCGCUCCUGGAAGCGUGAGCCGUACCGGCACUGGUACUGGUACGCCCGGGAGCAUGAGGAAGAAUCGAUUUAUGACGAGCAGUCGCUUGAAUAUGUUGGCGCAGCCGAAGCAUCGUUAA